UCAAAACUUAGAAUUUUAAAUUCUUUUCUCAGAGGUCUAAUUUUUUCUACAGUUCUGCUUUACUGAAUUUGAAUUUGAAUGGGUUAACAUAUCAUUGUAGGACAUUACUACUUGUUCUUGUCUGUGUUUGAUUACCCAGACUACUGGCUUAUUGAGACCCUUUGUUUCAUGAACAGAGCUUUACAUGCAUCUCUCUUUCUACAGGUGCCAGAAAUUGAUGAACUUGAGAGGUCAAUGCAUGCGUUAUUAAAGAAUCGAGCCAGCGCUGUGGUACAGAGGAGGCAGAUGGAUGUUAGUGACCAGGCAGGAGACUUCUUAAAUGCACAAGCUGGGAGGCAGGGUCAGAAUUCAGCUAAAGCAACAGAUCAGGCCAAGCUAAGACGAGCUGCCGAGAGAGAGGGUAGAAGAGCACGGAGGAGAAAACACAGAGAACGGGAGAAGAAAGGUUCACAGCCUGAAACUCACCAUGAAGGACAGUCGACUGAUGAGGAAGAGACUGAAGUAGAUGCCAUCAAGUUCAGGGCAGAAACAAGUAAGAGUAGGAUUAUUUCCAUUUCCAAGAUCUAAUAUUUAAAUUUUAUAACUUGGUACAAUGUAUACUUAUAUUCUAGAUUUGUUCAAACUCAGAAAUAAAGUUCCAGAAGCAUCUUUUUUAAAGACUAAUGAUGGCUUAUUAACUAUUAAAUGAAUAUUACUAUCAACUUAUUGAUGAUUUUGGAAUUUAAAUUUUUCAUGUAUGGGGAGCAGGGAUGGCGCAGUGGUGAGAGUGCUCGCUUCCCACCAAUGUGGCCCUGAUUUGAUUCCAGCAUGGUGCUAUAUCUGGGUUGAGUUUGUUGUUGGUUCUCGCCUUGCUAGUCAGAGUACUCUGGUUCCCCACCUCCCGCCCCCACAAAAACCAACAUCUCCAAAUAAUUCCAAUUCAACCAGGAUGGAGGACCUGCACGAAAACUAACUAAGGCUGAUGUGGCUUCCUCUCUAAAACUGGAAUUUAUUUAAUAUAUAUUUUCAUUACUGUAAGUUAGGAUUUCACUGAUUCAACAACAUCAAUGAGCCUGUUAAUGUAAGUGUACAGAACUCCUUUAUCCACUUCAUACUUCAUUCACUUGACUAUCUAAAGUUCUCUGCACGCAUUGCAGGCCUAUGAU
Molecule: messenger RNA, 1145 nt
Organism: Orbicella faveolata
Lineage: Eukaryota; Metazoa; Cnidaria; Anthozoa; Scleractinia; Merulinidae
Product: PAX3- and PAX7-binding protein 1-like
Biological process (GO): mRNA splicing, via spliceosome; spliceosomal complex disassembly
Cellular component (GO): U2-type post-mRNA release spliceosomal complex; nucleus
Molecular function (GO): DNA binding
Source: RefSeq, a predicted model, not a curated record